GAGCUGAGCAUCUGAUUCGCCUAUGAGAGGAUAAAUGUAGACGCCGGUGACGCGCGAAGAUCUCGAUGCCUGUCGCGGCGUCAGGACCGCCUGGUCUGGGGGGCGGCAAGCCGGGAUCUCUCAAAGACCCCCAGGUGGCCGAACUUUUUGACAGAGAUGACCCGGAAAAAGUAUUUGUUGACCUCAGGGAGAUCGGUCACGGCAGCUUCGGAGCGGUCUACUAUGCCCGGAACGCUAUCACGAACGAAGUGGUCGCCAUCAAGAAAAUGUCUUUUUCUGGAAAGCAGAGUGCAGAGAAAUGGCAGGAUAUUUUGAAAGAAGUGCGAUUCCUCUGUCAGCUGAAACACGAGAACACCAUCGACUACAGAGGAUGCUACCUCAAAGAGCACACCGCGUGGCUGGUGAUGGAGUAUUGUCUAGGUUCAGCGUCGGACAUCAUCGAAGUGCACAAGAAGCCGCUGAAGGAAGAAGAGAUCGCGGCUAUGUGCGAAGACGCCCUGAACGGUUUGGAUUAUCUCCAUUCCGGGGGACGUAUCCAUCGAGAUGUCAAAGCGGGCAACAUCCUGCUAACAGAAACCGGUCGAGUCAAAUUGGCGGACUUCGGAUCGGCAUCGAUGCAUUGUCCGGCAAAUUCAUUUGUCGGAACGCCGUACUGGAUGGCGCCCGAAGUCAUAUUAGCCAUGGACGAGGGUCAGUAUGACGGAAAAAUCGAUGUCUGGAGUCUCGGAAUAACGUGUAUUGAACUAGCGGAACGCAAACCUCCCUACUUCAACAUGCACUCGAUGUCAGCGCUUUAUCAUAUCGCCCAGAAUGACAGCCCCAAGCUGUCAGCGACCUAUGAGUGGACGGAAGAAUUCCGAAACUACGUCAUCGAUUGCCUGCAGAAAGAUCCUUCAACAAGACCGACGGCCGCUCAACUACUCAAGCACAACUUCAUCGUUCGACCGCGACCCAGCCGAGUUCUCUUGGAUUUGAUAAUCAGGACGAAAUCAGCGGUUCGCGAGUUGGACAAUAUUAACUACAGAAAAAUGAAGAAAAUCCUUAUGAUCGACGGAACGACCGAAAGCAACGGCGACAACGGACAGGUGGUCUCCGUUCACGACGAUGGGGACAGCGCUGUCAGCGAGGACGGCGAUGCCUCGAAAAGCAACAGUCUUACCUCGACGCAAAGCAGUAACGUUUCUACGAGUUCUGGCGUCAACGAUCAGAAUGCCGGUAGACAUUCCAUUCAUCGUCAGAGCAUAAGUAACUCGUCGUCUGCUAGCCUCAAUAGUGUCACGGAGGUCGGUGCUCUCGACGGCCAGGGUUCUCUGGUAGGCACCGUGAACCGCAACGAUAACUUUGCAACCAUUCGUACUACUUCAAUCGUCACCCGUCAAAUCAAAGAGCACCAAGAGCAGGAGAACGAGCUCCAGAUGCGUGGCUACAAACGGAUGCAGGACCAACAUCACAAAGCUUUGGUUGUGUUAGAAGCCAAGUGUCUUCAGGAGAUGGAAGAUCAUAAGGCGAAGCUCGACAAAGAGUACGAAAGUCUUCUGAUGUCGUUUGGCAAAGAGCUUGAGAAGCUCCAGAUCAAGCAGCAGCAGGAACUUGAGAAGAAGGUCAAGAGUAAUGUCGGCAACGAGAAGCGACUCAUAAAAGCGAUUCAAGCCAAACAGGACGAGGAAACGAAAAAGUUCCAGCAGCUGCAGAAAUCUGCGUACAAAAACGAAAAGGAAAAGUACAAACAGCGCUACGACGGGGAGGAACUCAAGAUACACAAGGCAGGACUUCACGAAAGCCAAAGUCAAGAGCUCACGAGGCUGGGCGUCAAUCAGGCCGGUGCGCUCCGGCGAGAAAUCAGGAGGUACAGACGCCGCAAACUGGUCCAAUAUCAUCAAAUGGAACAGGAGCAACUCAGGGAAGAAUUGGAUCGACGUCAGCAGCAACUGGAAAAAGCUCAUCUGAUGCUGUUGAGACAUCAUGAAGAUACUCAAGAUCUCGAACUGGCCCAGCAGAAGGCUGUCCAUGAAUUGAAGGCCGAGCACCUGCGUAGGCAGCACGAGACCGAAUUGAGUCUCCAGAAGCAAUACAGCACGCGGCGUGAGCACGAAUUGCACAAGAAACACGCGGCAGAAGUGAAGCAGCAGCCGAAGAGUCUCAAGCACAAGGAAGUGCAGAUUCGGAAGCAGUUUCGCGAAGCCUGCAAAAUCCAAACCCGACAGUACAAAGCCUGGAAGAGCCAGCUCAUGGCCAGCACACCACGAGACCGGCAGAAAGAACUUAUCAAAAAGCUUAAGGACGAACAGGUUCGCAAGUUGGCCCUGCUGGGCGAGCAAUACGAACAGAGCAUAUCGGAAAUGCUGCAAAAACAAUCGAUUAGGCUUGACGAGUCGCAGACGGCAGAACUCCGCCAGCUGAAGCAGGAUCUCCUCAGCGAACAGGAGCUUCUACUCGCUUUCCAGUCGAAGAAGAAAAUUAUGUUCGAAAGUCAAAGGAACAAAGAGCGCCGCGAACUCGAGGAUCGUAUUCAAAACCGCCUCCGAACGAUCCAAAUCAAGAUGGACAACGAAAGGAAGCAGUUUGCCGCGGAGCGUAUGUCACGACAGCAGCUGCUCUCCGAGAGGCAAAUGGCCGACAUCCACAAAUUUGACAUCGAGAGCGGGCAAAUGGGUUUCACUUUGUCAGAAAUUCUCGCCGCCGACGAGGGGCUCGCCGGCGCACAUUCGCUCUCCGGGAGUCUCUUAAGCUUAGCGCACUCUAAUUCGACAACAUCUUUUGGCCAAGGAACCACUACACCCCAGAGCAACCAGUCCACGCCGCUCUGAAAAGCGAUGUAUUCCCCCCAAGAUGUAUUCCGAAAGGAAUGAGGAGAAUCGCUCGAAGGCGGAGCGAACACGAAAAACUCAGAGCCAGGCGCAUGCCACGCACAAGACCGAUAUCUCGAUAGGCCUAAUGCUGUCUAGCUCGACGUAAAUUCGACAAAAAACUGAGAUGCGCGAUUCGAUGCGCGUUGUCCUAAAUCUUAAUUCUUCCAUUCUGGCCCGAUCCGCGAGCAGAAAUCCGGUGAAAUGCAUGCGAUACUAGCUUUCAUAGAUGCUGUCCUAGGCUAGUUGUUGGAUAACUCACCUGCAACUAAUCCGGAUGUGGCUUUUCUGACCGAAGCUCGAAGUUCGAGUAAUCCUCUGAUUCUUCUAAAAUUCCCGAGGUUGUAGAUCCGAAGUACAAC
Messenger RNA from Galendromus occidentalis (western predatory mite), 3208 nucleotides. It is a transcript of the gene Tao, whose product is annotated as Serine/threonine-protein kinase Tao. The coding region runs from base 66 to 2807 and encodes 913 amino acids. Gene Ontology annotation, cellular component: cytoplasm. The transcript is spliced from 10 exons. Lineage: Eukaryota; Metazoa; Arthropoda; Arachnida; Mesostigmata; Phytoseiidae. Gene Ontology annotation, molecular function: protein serine/threonine kinase activity; ATP binding. The record is from RefSeq and is a predicted model, not a curated record. Gene Ontology annotation, biological process: protein phosphorylation.